AUGGUUUAUUUCCGACUUGGUAAAUGUACUAUUUGCCAUACUCGUUUGAGUCCUGGCAAUAUUUAUACUUUGAAAAAUUGUAAUCACACAUACCAUAAAAAUUGUAUUACUCGUUGGAUUGAAGGAGGGUCAGAAACCUGUCCCCGUUGCCGAACUCAUGCUACUUUGGAUGAUAUUAAGCAACUUUUUAUUGAAGAAGCGGGUGAUGAUUCGCAGGAAUCCGAUGAUGAUGAGUUUACUGAAAGUACGAGUAAUGUGGUUAUACGAACUCCGACUUUACUGAACGCAAAAAUACAAGUACUUGUCAGAGACUUGAAUAACAGUAAAUUUACUUUGGAAAUGCAACCGAACAAUACUAUUUUGGAUAUGAAGAACAAAGUUUAUGAGCGUAAAGGUCAAACAGUUGAAGAACAGCGUUUGAUUUAUUCCGGUCAACUACUCAAAGACAAUUAUAAACUCAGCCAUUACAAAAUUGGAAAUAAUUGUAUUGUUGAUUUGGUUAUGCGCCAAAACGGGGGCGAAAUGUAUUAA
Molecule: messenger RNA, 531 nt
Organism: Meloidogyne enterolobii
Lineage: Eukaryota; Metazoa; Nematoda; Chromadorea; Rhabditida; Meloidogynidae
Source: the annotation of a GenBank genome assembly